Symbiodinium pilosum is the source of this 339-nucleotide messenger RNA. The record is from the annotation of a GenBank genome assembly. NCBI's taxonomy places the organism in Eukaryota, Dinophyceae, Suessiales, Symbiodiniaceae.
GCUGAUGGCGCGCAGCGAGCGGCCAGCCGGCCUGUGGAAGAUCGGAAAGCUGGCGCUGGCCACUCGGCCUUCUUGCCACUGGUGAUCGGGGCCACAGGGGUUGUCUUUGGCGACAUCGGCACCUCCCCGCUCUACACCUUCAACAGCAUUUUCACGGAGAUGGAGGCACUGCCAGACAAGCACGAUGUGCAGCAGGCCUUUUCCGUGAUAUUCUGGACAAUGGUCUGGAUGCCAUGUCUGAAGUACAUCGGCCUAGUCAUGCGCGUGAACCACCAUGGCGAAGGAGGCACAUUUGCGCUUAUGCAAGUGAUCCUUGAGCACCUUCAGAAGGACUCGAAG